Molecule: messenger RNA, 1853 nt
Organism: Marmota flaviventris (yellow-bellied marmot)
Lineage: Eukaryota; Metazoa; Chordata; Mammalia; Rodentia; Sciuridae
Gene: Mocs3
Product: molybdenum cofactor synthesis 3
Biological process (GO): protein urmylation; tRNA wobble position uridine thiolation
Cellular component (GO): cytoplasm; cytosol
Molecular function (GO): URM1 activating enzyme activity; thiosulfate-cyanide sulfurtransferase activity; adenylyltransferase activity
Source: RefSeq, a predicted model, not a curated record
GGAAGUGCUUCUCAGGACCAUAUCCGGAGGAGGUCGCCAUGGCUGCCCCUGAGCAGGUGCUCGCCUUACAGGCUGAAGUUGCCCGGCGUGAGGAGGAGCUGAGUUCUCUGAAGCAGCGGCUGGCGGCAGCUCUUUUGGCAGAACAAGAACCUGAGCCAGAACGGCUGGUUCCGGUGUCGCCGCUGCCGCCCAAGGCCGCCCUGUCCCGAGAAGAGAUUCUGCGCUAUAGCCGGCAGCUAGUACUGCCAGAGCUGGGCGUGCACGGACAGCUGCGCCUGGCUGCCGCGUCGGUGCUCAUCGUGGGCUGCGGUGGACUCGGCUGCCCGCUGGCGCAGUACCUGGCCGCAGCCGGCGUGGGCCGCCUUGGCCUGGUGGACUACGACGUGGUAGAGAUGAGCAACCUAGCCCGCCAAGUGCUGCAUGGCGAGGCACUGGCCGGACAGGCCAAAGCCUUUUCUGCUGCCGCCUCGCUGCGCCGCCUCAAUUCGGCGGUGGAGUGCGUGCCCUAUGCUCAAGCGCUUACCCCAGCCACGGCCCUAGACCUGGUCCGCCGGUACGACGUGGUGGCCGACUGCUCCGACAACGUGCCCACUCGUUAUCUGGUUAAUGACGCCUGCGUGCUGGCCGGCCGUCCUCUUGUGUCGGCCAGCGCCCUGCGCUUCGAGGGUCAAAUCACAGUUUACCACUAUGACGGUGGGCCUUGCUAUCGCUGCGUGUUCCCCCAGCCACCCCCAGCAGAGACGGUGACCAACUGUGCAGAUGGUGGGGUGCUCGGUGUGGUAACUGGGGUCCUGGGCUGCCUGCAGGCGCUGGAGGUGCUGAAGAUCGCUGCAGGCCUGGGUCCCUCCUACAGUGGCAGUCUGUUGCUCUUUGACGCUCUCGGAGGGCAUUUCCGCUGUAUUCGGCUGCGGAGGCGCAGGCCCGACUGUGCAGCUUGUGGGGAGCGCCCCACUGUUACCGACCUGCAGGACUAUGAGGCCUUCUGUGGCUCUUCAGCUACCGAUAAGUGCCGUUCCCUGCGGGUUCUGAGCCCAGAGGAGCGUGUUUCUGUCACUGACUAUAAGCGACUUCUGGAUUCUGGGGAACCCCAUUUAUUGCUGGAUGUCAGGCCUAAAGUGGAGGUGGACAUCUGUCGUUUGCCUCACGCCCUUCACAUCCCUUUGAAACAUUUAGAACGGAGGGAUGCGGAAAGCCUGAAACUCCUGGGAGAAGCAAUCCAGGAAGGGAAGCAGCGUAUUCAAGAAGGGGCUGCACUCUCCAUUUAUGUGAUUUGCAAACUAGGAAAUGACUCCCAGAAAGCCGUGAGGAUCCUGCAGUCCUUAACAGCAGCCCAAGAGUUAGACUCUUUAAUGGUUCAGGAUGUGGUGGGGGGACUCAUGGCCUGGGCUGCCAAAAUCGAUGGGUCAUUUCCACAGUACUGAAGUGACCGUUGUCAUACCUCAAAGAUAUAUUUAUUUACAUCCUUCCAAUAAUAUAGAGAAGAAUCCAGUAUUCUUUAUAUGACUACACAACCUCCUUUUUAUAAGGAGCUUUUUGGUUGUAAUGUGAUAUUAAUGGAUUAUAAUACCCUCUCUGAGAACUUUCUUGAGUUUUCAGCAUUUAGAGGAUGCCUUGAACAUCAGAUAUAAUGUGAUAGGAUUUUGUUUUACUUUUGCCUCACUUGCAUUUUUCCACCUCUUUAAAUCAAAACUCUAAAUCAUACAUCUAGAAUUAAGAUGUAUACUUAGUCUUACUGAGUUGAUCACAGAUGAUAUAUUUGGUGUCGGUUUAUUGUUAAUAAGAUAUUAUUUGGGUCUUAUUUCUACUUCAAAUAAUAGAAUAUAUCCUACAGAAAUAAAUGUUUAAUAAAACUA